UUUUUUUCUUGAAGUUUCCUAACUCUUCGGCAACGACAGCCAAUAACACAUCGCCGCCUCGCAGUCGCAUCGGCAUCGCGGGCGGCAUCGGCGACGACUGCGAUUGGCCAUGGCGGCGUCUCUCCAGGCAUCGUCCUCCUCCCUACGCUCGCGCCUUCUCUCCUCCCCCGCCGCUUGGUCGCCGUGGCGCCUCGUCCUCUCCUCCUCCGUUCACUCGGACGCCUUCCGCCAGAUCGAAACCCUCGCAUUCGACGAGAUCCAGCUGCCCCCCGAGAAGCCGCCCACCGCCACCGCCUUCGUCCUCCACGGCCUCCUCGGCUCCGGCCGCAACUGGCGCUCCUUCUCCCGCGCCCUCGCCUCCGAGCUCCGAGACCGCUCCCCUACCGACGAGUGGAGAAUGGUUCUCGUGGAUUUGAGGAACCACGGGAGAUCGGCGGGGAUAAAGGGGCUAAGCCCGCCCCAUGACAUGUCGAGUGCGGCCAGGGACCUCGCCGAUUUGGUGAAGGCCCGCGGCUGGGCAUGGCCGGAUGUUGUCGUGGGUCACUCCAUGGGUGGUAAGGUGGCGCUAGAUUUUGCAGAGAGCUGUUCCCGUGGCGAAUACGGGGAGUCCACUGAUCUUCCCAAGCAGCUUUGGGUGCUUGAUUCUGUUCCUGGGCAAGUAGAAACAGAUAACAGUGACGGUGAAGUUGAACGGGUUUUACAAACGCUAGCUAGUCUUCCUUCAUCGCUUCCAUCACGCAAGUGGGUUGUCGACCACAUGCUCAACUUGGGAUUUUCAAAAUCUCUUUCAGAAUGGAUUGGGAGCAACUUAAAAAAGGACAAUGAACAUGUGACAUGGGCAUUUGAUCUUCAGGCUGCCAUAGAUAUGUUUAAUUCUUAUAGAGAAAGAAGUUAUUGGACACUGCUUGAGAACCCUCCUAAGGGUUUGGACAUUGCAAUAGUGCAAGCGGAGCACAGCGAUAGAUGGCACCCUGAUGAUGUUCAGAGGCUAAAAGCACUGUCAAGGAGAGAGAGCGAUCCUGAUGCAGGUAAAGUUUCUCUUCACGUUCUCCCCAGAUCUGGCCAUUGGGUUCAUGUGGACAAUCCCAAGGGGCUACUGGAGAUAAUGGCUCCCAACUUUCUGUCAUCUGCUAAAAUUUGACUAGGCUGUUAGCUGGAACUUAGUGUAACAUGCCAUCUUUUGACCACUGGAGGGAUACAUUGUUCUUCAUAUUUUUUUGAUCGGUGAAGAACUACUCUGUUAAUAAAACAGAUUUGUACUGAAUUUCUGUUUGUUGAGGAUAUUGAAUUAUGGUGACGAUGAGCAACUUCACAGAAAUAUUAUACGAUGAUCAAAUGGAAUGAG
Oryza brachyantha (malo sina) is the source of this 1345-nucleotide messenger RNA. Its product is annotated as protein ABHD11. The record is from RefSeq and is a predicted model, not a curated record. Bases 110 to 1141 code for a protein of 343 amino acids. Lineage: Eukaryota; Viridiplantae; Streptophyta; Magnoliopsida; Poales; Poaceae. The transcript is spliced from 5 exons.